Messenger RNA from Saccostrea cuccullata (small rock oyster), 2345 nucleotides. Its product is annotated as polycomb protein suz12-like. Bases 93 to 1913 code for a protein of 606 amino acids. NCBI's taxonomy places the organism in Eukaryota, Metazoa, Mollusca, Bivalvia, Ostreida, Ostreidae. Gene Ontology annotation, cellular component: RSC-type complex; ESC/E(Z) complex; nucleus. The transcript is spliced from 13 exons. Gene Ontology annotation, molecular function: chromatin DNA binding. The record is from RefSeq and is a predicted model, not a curated record.
UCUUCGAUGAUAGACGCGCCUCUGUUUCGGCUUUUUGUGUGUGUUGUUCCCGCGAAAGGGAAGUGAACGAAAGAUCAUUGGUGUGAUCAAAGAUGAAAUCGAAAAAGCGGCCCAGGGAGAAUACUCCCGUUGUGGACGCCCAGACGGAAGCAGCCGAUCGAGAACAGUUCUUGAAGGCAUUUGAAAAACCAACACAGAUUUAUCGCUAUCUAAGAACCAGACAUCAAAUUUCUCCAAUUAUUCUGCAUAGAACAUUGACUUACAUGAAAGAAAGAAGAUCAGUAGGCAAUUCUAAGAGAAAAAGCUUUGAUGUAAACUCCAUACUGAAGACAAUCACAGAUGAUAAACAGAAAACUUCCACUAAAACAGAGAAAACAAAGUCCUUAAAUUUAAGAAUUGCAGGAUACUUUUGUGAGGAUGAGAGUAAUGACAUGGUGGAUGUAGAAGUAUCCCUCCUCCAGGUGUGUGAGAAGCGGCGGGGUGGAUCAGUGACCUCGGUGACGAAGACCUCCUUAAAGACCCUCCAGGUUCCUGUCAACCCCAGCAGAGAAGAGAGUCCAGAACCAUUCACCAUCUCCCACGAAUGCUUCAACAACAAUCACAUCUUACCCGUCAAACCUCUCAUACUGUGUCUCAGUGUCAACACCUCACCAAAAAAUGGUAUGGUCAACGGGCAGUGCAAUGGAAACAUAGACUCAACUGAUGAAGAACUACCAAAUAAAAAGAGAAGAAAUGGUCAGUUUGCUCCAGAUGGUAUUGAAAAGCCAGUUUUUAGCACAGAGGUGGUAAUCUUGGAUAGAAACAAGAAAUGUCAUCUAGUCAAUGGGGACUAUGAGUUUGUUUUACAUGAACAGGGGGCAGACUUUAAGAAUGCAUCCUGGGAAACAGUCAUGAAUGGCAAGCAUGUUCAGGCUUUUGAGGUGUUUAACUUUCAUCCCACACUCAAGUGCUCUAUAGACUGGACCAUUAAUGGUAAACCAGACAGCUCAAUCAACUCAGGGGCUUCAGAUACUCAUACACAGUACAUAAUGGACAACAGACUCGCACAAGUUCCCCUCAACUCAGGGACCAUCUCAAAAGAGGAGGAACAAAGCACUCCAAAGAAAAGGCAGCGUGUAUUUUACCAGUUUCUCUACAACAACAGUACUCGCCACCAGAACGAGGCUCGGGAUGACCUUCGUUGUCCUUGGUGUGCACUCAACUGCAUCCAUUUAUAUGGACUCCUCAAACAUCUCAGACUCUGUCAUGCUCGAUUUAAUUUUAUUUCUGUGCCACAUCAUAAGGGUGUGAGGAUAGAUGUUACAAUUAAUGAGCGCUAUGAUGGAUCGUAUGCAGGGAAUCCCCAAAAUCUCUACAGCAAUGUUGAUAUUGGUUACGCAUUUAGACGCAAUGGACCUGUACGGAGAACCCCUGUCACACAAGUGCUCGUAUAUAGACCAAAGAGACCUGCACAGUCAUUGACCGAGUUCAUGGAACCUGAAAAUGACAUACAGAUCAACAGACAGUUCAUGCAGGGUCACAACAGGCUGUAUUACCACACCAUGACAUCAGAAGUCAUCCGACCACAGGAAAUAGAUGUAGACAGUGAGGAAGAAACCGACCCAAUCUGGCUCCGACAGAAAACCGUCAAUAUGAUUGAUGAAUUUACCGAUGUUAAUGAGGGUGAGAAGGAGUUGAUGAAGUUGUGGAAUCUUCAUGUCAUGAAAUACAAUUUCAUUUCGGACUGUCAGAUCCCAGAGGCCUGUUACUCGUUUGUACGGGAACAUGGAGUGGAACUAAUCAAGAAAAAUCUCAACAAAAACUUUCUGGUCCACAUGGUCAACAUGUUUGACUUCAGCUUGAUUCGUCCAGAUGUAGUUCACAAGACAAUGAGACUUCUGGAUGAAGUAGAUGAUUACUUCCAUAGAUCCUGAGAAUAAGAAAGAUAUAUAUGUAUAUAAUUUAUAACAGUUGAGAUCUGUAUUUAUUAACUAGAUCUGUAUUUAUGUUGAAAUCCAUCUCUCUAAUGGAUUUUUAAGAUUAAUUUUUAGAAAGUGGUGACAUUAGAUACGAAAAAAAUAUUUCCGUCCACCUCAAAUUAAUCUUAAAGUCAUCUGUUUUAAGGGCAUCCGUGAUUAUCAAUGGUUCCAGUAAAAAUUACAGGAAAUUGAAUGAUAUUACACUAAUCUGUUUUAAACAAAUCAAGGAUAUGUGUGACAAAAAAAAAUCUAGAAUCAAAUAUGUAAUGUAGUACUUAUUUAGAUAUGUAUGCCAUCCUUCAUAUCAAAUUCAAGUGGAACUUCAUGAAAUAUAUCUUGUGAACAUUCCAUCUGAACAACUAUAUUUUCUCUUCAGUGUGUACACUU